AUGUUUGUUGUACAAACAGUGUCAGUGAUGCCAUCAAGUGGUGCGGCCAUGUUAAUAUGGAAGAAUCUUGAGGUAGCGUUGAGGAUGAUUGCCACGUCACGGCCACCAAUUUAUAUGGGCCAUUCUUCAAGUGAACAGGGCAUGCAACCAAUAAUGAGCGCCAAUUGGAGCACCGGCGUGUCCGUAAUCCCUUAUCAAGAUGGCCGCGUGGGGCCUGGCGUUGUCAUGCUGAAAGAUCAGGCCUGGACCAUGAGCUGCCUUGAAGGGCACAAGUUCCUGGGCCAGCACCUGGUCGCGUUCUACAUAAUAAUAUCACCCUGAACGUUAUUAUCUGUUGUAGGAGCGAUUGCCCUGGAGCCUAGUUUCGACGUGCCCAUGGUGAACGUGACGGUCAAGGCCGGAACUACGGCUAUCCUGCCAUGCUCCGUCAAGUUUCUCGGACAACACCAGGUUGUCUGGACUGACCAGUGGUCAACGUUACUGACCUUCGAGGAUCGUCGGAUAAUUGAUGACGAACGGCUAAGUGUGGAGCGCCCGUAUACGAAGGAUUGGAAUCUACACAUCAGGAAGGUCAAACACAAGGACGAGGGCAUCUACAACUGUCAGGUCAACACGAGUCCUGUGAAGAUUAAAACAGUUAACCUUAAGGUCCAAGUACCGGCUAAGAUAGUUCCUGGUUUGUCGUCUGGCGAGGUGCUGGCGCGUGAAUAUGACACCGUGACGCUCGUCUGCAACGUCACGGGGAUCCCGAUUCCCACGGUCACGUGGUACAGACGGACGGGCGACGGCUCUGAGCCGGAGAAAGAGAAAAUAGGAAUGAGCGGCGAGGUGCUCAUCAUCCACAACGUCAGUCGAUAUUGUAGCGACGUCUACGAAUGUGUAGCAUUCAACGGGGUUCCGCCAGCUGUUAGCAGAAAAAUCAAAGUAUCAGUUGAAUUCGUACCAGAGGUGCGUCUGCCGACUAAACGCAUUGGGCAGGAAAUUGGAAGGGAGACAAUCCUGGAAUGCAUAAUCAGCGCAUACCCACACGAAAUCAGUGUGUGGGAGCGGAACGGGGUGGAGAUAGUGAACAGCUUAAAAUACAGGGUAGAGAUCUAUUACGAAGGAGACCACACGAUAACGCUGAGUCUGAGAAUUCGCGAUCUGGCAGAAAUGGAUUUUGGUCAUUAUACUUGUGUCGCCUCCAACAUGCUGGGUCGUGAUUCAGAGACGAUGAUACUUUACGGUAAGCUUCAUAUGUUGUUCUAUUUAGUCUAUAGUCACCGCAAGAGAAGGGUGGAGAUCAUUGGUAGAACGCUCGCCUAGGAUGUGGUGGGUCGUAGAAUCAACCUUUUUCCGUGGACUUGUGUAUUUUUUAAAAUGUAUUUUUGUCCCAACCAGUGCACUACGCCAGGUACAUCAACUGCCGUUGCUGUAUGAUCU
Gigantopelta aegis is the source of this 1422-nucleotide messenger RNA. RefSeq names its product opioid-binding protein/cell adhesion molecule homolog. The record is from RefSeq and is a predicted model, not a curated record. The transcript is spliced from 7 exons. Gene Ontology annotation, cellular component: neuron projection. NCBI's taxonomy places the organism in Eukaryota, Metazoa, Mollusca, Gastropoda, Neomphalida, Peltospiridae.